AUGCGGUCUACCUCACUUACUAUUACUAUAGCCUACCUCAAUUACUACUACAGUAUACGGAUUACCUCACUUACUACUACUAUAGUCUACCUCAAUUACUACUGUGGUAUACGGUCUACCUCACUUACUACUACUAUAGUCUACCUCAAUUACUACUGUAGUAUACGGUCUACCUCACUUACUACUACUAUAGUCUACCUCAAUUACUACUGUAGUAUACGGUCUACCUCACUUACUACUACUAUAGUCUACCUCAAUUACUACUACAGUAUACGGAUUACCUCACUUACUACUACUAUAGUCUACCUCAAUUACUACUACAGUAUACGGUCUACCUCACUUACUACUACUAUAGUCUACCUCAGUUACUACUACAGUAUACGGUCUACCUCACUUACUACUACUAUAGCCUACCUCAAUUACUACUACAGUAUACGGAUUACCUCACUUACUACUACUAUAGUCUACCUCAAUUACUACUACGGUAUACAGUCUACCUCACUUACUAAUACUAUAGUCUACCUCAAUUACUACUGUGGUGUGCGAUCUACCUCACUUACUACUACUAUAGUCUACCUCAAUUACUACUACAGUAUACGGUCUACCUCCCUUACUACUAUUAUAGCCUACCUCAAUUACUACUGUGGUAUACGGUCUACCUCACUUACUACUAAUAUAGUCUACUUCAAUUACUACUACAGUAUACGGUCUACCUCCCUUACUACUAUUAUAGCCUACCUCAAUUACUACUGUGGUAUACGGUCUACCUCACUUACUACUAAUAUACUCUCGUUUCUGUUCCUUCUCUCUCUUACCACUUUCUUCUUCUUCUUCUUCUUCUUCUUCUUCUUCUUCUUCUUCUUCUUCUUCUUCUUCUUCUUCUUUCCAUUAAUUGAUUCCUUCUCAUUUUUUUCACCUUCAUCCUUUCCUGUUCUUCUCUCUUUUCACCUUCUUCAUCUGUUCUCCUUUCAUUUCUUAUCUAUUUUUCUUCUUCAUCUCUUCUUUAGUCUUUCUUUUUCUCGUUUCUCACUUUUCCCUCUUUCCCUUACUUUCUUUUCUUUUACAAUCCUUCUUUGUUUUAAUUUCCUUCUUUGUCUUAAUUUCAUUCUUUCUCUGACGCUGCUUCUUUCUCUAGCUCUCCUUUUCUCUCUUACUCUCCUUCUCUCUGUUACUGUCCUUCUUUGUCUUACUCUCCUUCUCUCUGUUACUGUCCUUCUUUCUCUUACACUCUUUCUUUCCCUCACUUUCCUUUUUUGUCUUAAUUUCUCUCUUUCUAUUACUUUCCUUCUCCCUCUUAAUGUCCUUCUUUCUCUAUCAACGUUGGGAAGUGACAAUUGUGCGAAGACCUAA
Molecule: messenger RNA, 1350 nt
Organism: Acanthosepion pharaonis
Lineage: Eukaryota; Metazoa; Mollusca; Cephalopoda; Sepiida; Sepiidae
Source: the annotation of a GenBank genome assembly